Molecule: messenger RNA, 3042 nt
Organism: Sceloporus undulatus (fence lizard)
Lineage: Eukaryota; Metazoa; Chordata; Lepidosauria; Squamata; Phrynosomatidae
Exons: 3
Coding region: 1422-2660 (412 amino acids)
Biological process (GO): positive regulation of DNA-templated transcription
Cellular component (GO): nuclear body
Source: RefSeq, a predicted model, not a curated record
GGCAUUGCCUUCUAGAUGUUCACAGACUCUCUGUUUAUUUAUCUGCUCCAGAAUCUUUCCUGGUAUUGAUGUCAGACUAACUGGACGAUAAUUGUUGGGAUCCUCUUUUUUUCAUAUGGUUCUCUGCUUCGAAUCAUGAUUGGGAACAAAUGCCAGUCUCUAGUGAUCACUUCUUCACGUCUUUUAACUGUCAGCUUUUUUCCCCGUCAACUGCAGUUCUGGAACUGUUUAGCUUUGUUUCAAGUUGGAUGGCUUAGGAUUCAUAUGUGCUCAAUUAAAUACAAUAUGGCCCACAGAACUGCAAGGGAUACAUUCCCAGACUUAAUGUGGAAACGUGAAACCAUGGAUUAAAGCAAACCUUAUUGAAAUGAAUUUCUGGUAGAUGUUGACAUAGAGUCACAUUGGAGAACCUAGAGAGAACACCUGACUAGACAUUUCUAGGUCCUCCAGCAUGAUUCUAUAGUCAGUUUCUGCUGGAAUAUCACUGGGUCAUCCCUGGAGCACAUCAUGUUUUCUGAUACGCUUCCAGAGACUGUGCCAAUGCCAAAUCAUGGCACAAUUACACUUGAGGACCUAGAAAAUGCCUAGACAUUUUUUCAGAUAAACAUAUUUUUUCAGAUGUGGGUAAAUGAAACUACAGGUACCAGUCCCAUGGAUACCGGAGUUGUACUGUAAAUAAAACAAACAAACAAAAAAAAUCCAACAGUUGUUGGCUGCAUUAGGGAUUCACCUUUUGUUGCUGCAGUUAUUGUGGUCCCCCCCCCCCCCUGUACUCAUGCAUACACAGUAUGCAGUUCAAUUUAAGCCCUGAGCUAAACCUAUACUCUUGGUAAGUAUUAUUAGUAUCUAUAUUCUUGGAAAGUUUUUUUAUGUUGGUUUUUGAUGGCUAUGUACUUAAAACUUGGAUUCCAAAGAGAACCUGUGGUUCUUUAUUUUGACUCAUCAUUCAAUCAGAUUUCCAGCCCUCAUUUUCAUAGGAUAACCAUUCUGUGAACUGAGUGAUUGGUUGCCCUUUCCUAAUGACAUUCAGUCAUAUUUUCCCUACAGGUAUCUUCAGGCAUCUAAAAAGCUUCAUCUCUAAUUUUAUCUGUUUUUCUUUUCUCCCCGAGCGGCCUAUAUUUCCACAGAUGGCAGUUAUACAGGCCAACUUGCGGGAACAAAGAUGUGAGAUGCGUGUCUCUUGUAACAUUUGUGUGAGAUGCACAUGUCUCAGCGGGGGAAUUGCCAGCGUGAUCAUAGAGUGCAUUGUACAGAGCAUCCCAUCUCUCUUUAUCCGCACUCUAUCAUUAGGAGCUUCUUUGUUACACCCCCUCCCCUACUAGUGCUCCUUUUACUCCACCCAAAUCAAUUCAGAGGUUUCCUGCUGCCAUUUUAAAAAAUAUCCUGCUACCAAUAUCACCGUGUCAUCCCUGGAGCACACCAUGUUGUCUGAUACCCUUCCAGAGACCGUGCCAAUGCCGAAUCACGGCACAAUGACGGCUUCUUCGCAGGGCUCUUCCUCUGCCACAAAAUCCAGGCGCCAACCCGUUUGGACUGAUGAGGAAACCCGGGCCUUCAUCCAGGUGUGGGGCGAUGAUGCUGUCCAGAGUGCCCUGGCAUCAAACUACCGUACAGUGGCGCAGUUCCAAUGGAUAGCAGAUGAAAUGCGAGCCCGGGGGUACAACAGGGAUUGGGAGCAGUGCCGGGAGCGUGCAAAGGUGCUUCGGCGUGGCUUCAAAGAGAUAGUAGAUGGGAACAGCAACGCCGGGCACGGGCGCCGUGUCUGGCCAUAUUAUGAAGAACUUAACCGCUUUCUUUGCAUCAAGCAAAAUCUGGUUGUUCCGCGGCUUUCAGGCAGCAACGCCAGGCCACCCGUUGACCGUCGACGCCGGGAACACCGGGAAACACAGGAUGCAGCCUACGAGCCAACGUCCUCACUAGGAAAAAGUGACAAAGGGACUUUUGAAGAACCUGAUGGGGACUGUCUACUGUUGCCUGAAUCUGCUGGAUCUCAGCAGAGUGAAGCCAACAUGGAAAAUCAAGUCCCCUCUCCAGCAGCACACUCCGAUAUAUCCAUGGAUGGGAGUGCUGGCCCAGGCACCCCCAUAGAUCCUUUGCCACCCAGUGACUUGAUCUCUGCGCCAAAUCUACGCCCUCGACCGCUGACUGCUGCUGAGCGAAUGCGGAAUCUCCGUUGCAGGCAGAGAAAGAGGAGGGGGGACACUUUGAAGGAGCUUAUGGAAGUCACCUCCCAGGCCACCAGUGAACUUGUCCGGACACUCUCUGAACUCACACACAAAGAGGUAGCCUCUUUUGAGCGUGCUUACAAGGAGGACCUUGCAGCCCGGAAAGAUGAGAUGGAGCAGAGUGCCGAGGACAUUGGAAGAUUGGUCAGUGCUCUGGAAUCGAGUGAUCAAACUCUAAAGGAGCAGCUAAGCAGCCAGACCAACGUUUUGCAGGGCAUCCUGGAAGUCAUGAAGGACAUACGAGGCCGAACAUCCUACAGUCCCCCCUACCCGUCACAGUAUUACGAUUUCCCUGGCCCAAGUAUGAUGCAUACCGGGGGCACUUCCUCAAAUGGCCAAGAGAUGCCAUGUCCCUCCCCUUCCAGCCUUGCGUUCACAUCCCAGCAAUCGGCCACCAGCAAUGGAGACGUCUCCCCCAGGAAACGAAUGAAAUAGAUGGGAGAAGCACUGCUGCUCUGCUGUCAUUGUGGAAACCAUCCCUCCAGCUCUUCUCAGUUCUUGUUAUGACAUAUAUAUUGCUUUUCUUACUGCCUUUCUUAAUUGCAUAGGUAGCGACUUGUUCUCACCACAUUAUGUGUGUCGCCCUGCAACUUUAAAGUUGUGGAAACGUCUGCCAGCAAUGUACAUUUAGAUUUCUUAUUACUGGUUUUUUUUUUAAGUGUACCUACAUUAGUUUCCCUUCCAUCCUUGUUUCCAAAGGAAUGCAGUGUUUGAUGUAAAAGUCAAAGGUUUUUUAAAAUACACUUAAUAUGUGACCAGGUUCUGUAAAAAAAAAAAGGUAAUCUUUUAAGAGUAAUAAAGCUGCACUGUUGUUCUA